Molecule: messenger RNA, 1505 nt
Organism: Ipomoea triloba (trilobed morning glory)
Lineage: Eukaryota; Viridiplantae; Streptophyta; Magnoliopsida; Solanales; Convolvulaceae
Exons: 4
Coding region: 280-1350 (356 amino acids)
Source: RefSeq, a predicted model, not a curated record
AUAAAAGCAAGAGAGAGAAACCUGGGAAUGAUGUUUUAGUGAGAGAAAGUAAGAAGAAGAGAUCAAAAUCAAACCCCUCUCUCUCUCUAUCUCUCUCUCUGUGUACAAAUUUCUUCUUGGGAAUUUGCAAUAUCACUAAUCUCUCUCUCUAAACAUCACCGCUGCACCGCAACUUCACUCCAUAACCGCAUAUACAUACACACAUAUAGAUACGUGCGUGUAUAUAUAUAUAUAGAGAGAGGGAGGAGUAUACGGUUGAGGCGGCCAUUGUAGGGAGCCAUGAGAAUCAGGAAGCGGUUUCCUCAGCCGUCAGAUCCCCAGCUUAAUCUCUCAGUUAUGGCGGUGCAACGACGACAGCUGGCACGUGAAUCUCCGAUAAUACUGCCUCCGCCGCCCUCCGCCGCCGCCACGGCCUGCUGCUCUCCGCCGCCUCCGCCUCAUCCUCCGAUUCCGCCGCCCGAUCACCCGGCUCCGACCCGAAUCCCGAACCCGACAUCGGUUUUCUCCGGCAGCGAUUCCUGCGAGCGCAAAAUGGAGCAAAAGGGAUUGGAGGCGGUCAAAGAGGAAGAAGAAGAAGAUGAUGAGAGAAUUACUACUGGUGGUAAUGAUUCAAAGAAAGAUGGCAUCUCUAUUGCACUCCAAGAUUCGUUCAUCUCCCAACCCUUCUCUUCUUUCCAUCAAGAUGGGAGAUGGUGUGGAGGAGAGAGAGAGGUGCCAUUGAAGAAGAGGAGAGGUAAUGGGUUUGAAAAAUACGUAGUGGGGAAAGAAACAACGAAUAAGCCGCCUAAGAUGAAGUCGAAAACCAACAAAAAAUGCGUGCAGGAAACUGGGAAUAGUGGCGAUCAUGGGGCCGCCGCCGCCGCCGACUGCGGCGGCGGCUACCGUUAUGACGCCGUGAAAAAGAGCAAGAGAGGGAGCGAGAUAGUGGAGGGGUCACGGUGCAGCCGAGUUAACGGGAGAGGGUGGCGGUGCUGUCAACAAACGCUCGUCGGGUACUCAUUGUGUGAGCAUCAUUUGGGUAAAGGACGGCUGCGGAGCGUUAACGCCGUCAAGAACCGUCAAAUGGGCGUAUCCACAAACGCAAAAACCAAGCCCCACAACGCCGAGGAAUCUGCGGAAAGAUCAUGGGAUUCCUCGAAAGAGAAACCUUUGUUGUUGGAGAAUUCUGACGAUGAUGAUGACGAUGAUGAUGACGAUAAUAAUGAAAGGGAGAAGCCAUGUAGCGGUGCUAAGAAGAGGGUGAAGCUUGGAAUGGUGAAAGCCAGAUCGAUCAGCAGUCUUCUUGGACAAACAGACAACCUGGUCGCAACAAAAGCGGCAGAAAACGAAGGCGAAAUGAGGGUUAAUUAACUAAUUAGUAUUAUUAUUACUGCAUGCGUAAUUAUCAGCAAAUAAACCAUGAUUUCUGUUCUAAGAUUGAGGUUUUGUUACAAGGUUUAUGGUUAUAAUAUAUUGUCUAUGGACUUUGUUAUAUGGUCGUUUGAUUUCUUCAUGUUUUCUUCUGA